UCAGUCUUAUCUGUGGUGCGGCAGUGGGCUACACUGUUUCUGCCAUAAACUGACAGAAAGUUCAGAAGCUUUCCAGCGUGGACUGGAUAGUUGCGCAGUGCAUUUUGGAUUAUACCGCUCAGAACUUACACGCUUGUUCAACUUGAUUCUAACAACAACUGGUCGCUGGUGUCGAGUUUGUUUAUACCCGGAAAUGUCGUCCAAUAAUGCAAUAACAAAAGCCCAUGUGGUUUCCCAUUAGCGCGCUGCCCUGGUCACAUGCUCCACUUUUGCCGUUCACAGGACCUGGUCGGGAGCUUUGAAUGUUUGGGGAGAAGAAAACGACGUGAGAAUAUUACUAAAGAUGUUAUAAAAUAGUUAUUAGAGGUAUGUAAGUUUCAAUGCUAAAAAACAAUCCACCACGCCCGGAGAGCGACUGAGUGAGUGUUGAUUUUGAGUCUUAAUAUCUGCGGGACUUCGGCGCGACGAGGAUAAUGACCCAGAGUUGUGUCUGGGCUUGCUGCCUCAAUCCAGAGGCUAAAGAAGCUCGGAGAAUCAGCGACGAGAUUGAGAGACAACUUCGAAGAGACAAGAAGAACGCUCGCCGGGAGUUCAAACUUCUUUUGCUGGGAACUGGAGAAAGCGGAAAGAGUACUUUCAUUAAGCAGAUGAGAAUCAUCCAUGGACGAGGAUAUUCUGAAGAGGACAGAAGAGACUUCACUAGGCUGGUCUAUCAGAACAUAUUCACAGCCAUCCAAACCAUCAUACAGGCCAUGAAUAUACUCCACAUCCCCUACAUGUUUGAGGAUAACAAGGCCCAUGCAAAAGUAAUUAUUGAGGUGGAUAUAGAUAAAAUAUACAGAUUCUCAAAGCUUCAUGUAGAUGCCAUAAAGAGCUUGUGGAGUGAUCCUGGGGUUCAAGAAUGUUAUCAUCGAAAGAGAGAAUAUCAACUUUCUGACUCUGCAAAAUAUUAUCUGAACAAUUUGGACCGAAUAGGGGACCCUGCCUAUGUGCCUACUCAGCAGGAUGUGCUAAGGGUCAGAGUUCCCACAACCGGUAUUAUAGAAUAUGUCUUUGAUGUGGAAAAAGUGGUGUUCAGAAUGGUGGAUGUGGGUGGUCAGCGUUCAGAGCGCAGGAAGUGGAUCCACUGUUUUGAGUACGUCACAUCCAUCAUGUUCCUGGCCGCUCUCAGCGAGUAUGAUCAGGUUCUUAUAGAAUCUGACAGCGUGAAUCGAAUGGAAGAAAGUAUGGCACUGUUCCAGACAAUUUUGCACAGUCCAUGGUUUAUUUCGGCUUCUGUGAUGUUGUUUCUCAACAAAAUUGACCUGCUGAAGGAGAAAAUCAUGUAUUCACAUUUAGUUGACUAUUUUCCUAAAUAUGCUGGGCCAAAGCAAGAUGCCAAGGCAGCAAGUGAAUUUAUUCUAAAUAUGUUUCUUAGUUUUCAGCCAGAUCAGAAAAGGAUCUACUCCCACUUCACUUGUGCCACAGACACAAACAAUAUUCGAUUUGUCUUUAGUGUAGUGAAAGAUCACAUUUUGCAGUCCAACCUUAGUGUGUAUAACUUAGUUUAAAACUGCAGCUAUGCAGUCUACUUAAGUUUGAACCGUCAGUAGGGGAAUUCUGAACUUCUUCCAUUUGCAUGUUGUAGCUGCUGAACACUAUAAUCUGAGGCAGAAAAUGAAUGUACUUUGUAUUUUUCACAUUCCUUAUUCUUUAAUAAAAAUCAAGAUGAGGAGCUAGCCUUAUAGUAUGCACUAUGCAAUGUAUGUUUUUUCAGUAUUCUAAGUGCAUAAAUAUUGAGUAAAAGGGAAAAUGUACAAGAACCAAGCACCAGUACCAUUUAUUUCCAAUAAGGUGGUGUGGUUAAAAUUAUUCUCCUCUGCCUGAUAUGCAGUCAGUUAUGCAAACAAAAAUGUACUUUUUAAAUUUUUUGUUGGAUAAGAUUACUAAGUAUGUUGCACUGUUUUUGCUAUGAUUAGAAACUUUUAUUUAGUAACUUCUUUCCCAUUGCACUGUAUUCUUACCACCAUGCACCGGAUGGAGAGAUGAGCUCCAUAUGUGGUUAUAUAUGCUGUUUUUUGUUGUUAAAGUGGAGAUACUGAUGGAAAUAUUAACUGUGUGCAACAGGGUAAUAGAAACACUAAUAAUAACACCGUUCAUACUGAUUUGCAGCAUAUAUGUACAGCUGUCAAUUUCACAUUUUGUUUAGUUUUGAUAUACAUCGCCCACUACUAUUCAGUGAUGUUUGUUUGAUGUUUUUUUAUUUUAUUUUUUUCACUUUUUGUUCUUUGUCCUGUAUUGUACAUUUAUAAUUAACUUCAAAGUAGAGAAUGAUUUAGGCCUGCAUGAUGUAUAACAAAAAUUUAAGAUCCCUGCUCCAGGUGUUAAGGGACACUGUUUACAACACCUCUCUUGCCCAGUAUUCAGUAUUUGUCAGACUGUAUGCUGAGGGUACUUUAAUUUUGGAAAAUUAAAAUUUAUUUUUUAAUA
This is a messenger RNA of Boleophthalmus pectinirostris (great blue-spotted mudskipper), 2469 nucleotides long. RefSeq names its product guanine nucleotide-binding protein G(q) subunit alpha-like. The record is from RefSeq and is a predicted model, not a curated record. NCBI's taxonomy places the organism in Eukaryota, Metazoa, Chordata, Actinopteri, Gobiiformes, Gobiidae. Gene Ontology annotation, cellular component: heterotrimeric G-protein complex. Bases 474 to 1550 code for a protein of 358 amino acids. Gene Ontology annotation, biological process: adenylate cyclase-modulating G protein-coupled receptor signaling pathway; phospholipase C-activating dopamine receptor signaling pathway; action potential. Gene Ontology annotation, molecular function: G-protein beta/gamma-subunit complex binding; GTPase activator activity; G protein-coupled receptor binding. The transcript is spliced from 8 exons.